AUGUCUCAACCACCUCUCAUCACUUGCUUGCCGGAGGAGAUGGUUGAAAUAAUCAUCUCUGAGCUUGUUAUCGACGAGGAGGAAGCCGGCGUCAGAGAAACAAUGAAAUCACUGAGCUUGGUACAUCCUCGGUUCGCUUAUUCGUCCGCGGUAUGCAGUCGUCUUUUCAAGAAUAUCACCGUGAGAAUCACCCCCGAGGAGGUCGAGACAAUUCGAAAGGGGGCAUCUCUUCAACGCGUCAUGCCCUUCGUCCGAACCAUCAAAUUUCGACCAGUUGACUGCAACUGGGAAAUCGCGUAUGGGAGGCUGCGCACUUUCAUGGCCGCAUACACUUUCCACAAUGGUGAUGACCAUAUACGCAGGGAAUCAUUGGAUUCAUACAGAGAAGCUUUCGGCCAUGAUCAAACCCGUCGGCUCUAUCCUUCCCACGCAGCACUCCAACGGGAGUCCGAUGCCCACCACAACAGAGCCAACAUCAUCAGGCAGCUUUAUCAAACAGGCGACCUGCGAGAUAUCUGCAGCUCCCUUCUGCAGUGUUUUCCGCGAGUGGAUAGCAUGGAAAUCAUGCAAGUGGCGUUUGAUGGUGUUGGAAAGUACGCCAUCAACCUGCCCUCCGACUUGAAAUACUUGGGGCAUUUGAUGGAUCAUCACUCCGAGGAUAUGCACUCUGAAACAAACCUUAACUGCCUGCGCCGCGCUUCACCUUUGAAUAACGCAUUUGUCAUGGAGAUGUUUGGCUGCCUAAGCAUGACUGGACAGAAGAUCAAAACCCUGCAGUUCAACUGCAACUUUGGAUCUUCGUUUUCAUUCAAAGACGACCCAAGAUGGACCAACCUGAGCCUAACUGGGGUUGAAAACCUCCACUGGAGCCCUCAAAAUGACGAUCCACCACAUCGCAUCUGGGUAAAUUCAUACUUUCAAUCUGCUGGUUUGGAUGCAAUCCGGCGAAGAAUGACAACAGGUAAAGCAGAGGCGGAAGCGCUCACUCUGCUCGCCCAAAAGUGUUCAGAGACGCUUGUGAACUUGUGCGGCAAAACCGAGGGACUUGGGGGACCAUGGCCCACACAGGAGAAUCUCUGUCUCCCCAAACUCAAGACAAUUUCUUUCAGCGGAGAGUUCCGUAUUCACGCAAGCCACUUCGCACGAAUGAUCGACAACGCCAAGGACCUUGAGUGCAUCUUUCUGGGUCAAAACUGUAGACCCGGGGGAUGCAACAAAUGGAAUUUGGUUCUCGAGGCAGUUCGGCGACACAGGAACAAAGUGGAGAUAUCAUGCUACCCCCUUUUGAUGCCGGCGCCUUAG
This is a messenger RNA of Penicillium brevicompactum, 1302 nucleotides long. RefSeq lists its product as uncharacterized. The coding region runs from base 1 to 1302 and encodes 433 amino acids. The record is from RefSeq and is a predicted model, not a curated record. The transcript has a single exon. Lineage: Eukaryota; Fungi; Ascomycota; Eurotiomycetes; Eurotiales; Aspergillaceae.